This is a messenger RNA of Cloeon dipterum, 1739 nucleotides long. It is a transcript of the gene Cndp2, whose product is annotated as Cytosolic non-specific dipeptidase 2. Gene Ontology annotation, biological process: proteolysis. NCBI's taxonomy places the organism in Eukaryota, Metazoa, Arthropoda, Insecta, Ephemeroptera, Baetidae. Gene Ontology annotation, molecular function: metallodipeptidase activity. The transcript is spliced from 11 exons. The coding region runs from base 159 to 1598 and encodes 479 amino acids. The record is from RefSeq and is a predicted model, not a curated record.
UGAAAAUGAGAAUCUCGUAACCGAGGCGACACUAGAAAAGUCUCACUUAAGGUGGUGACGCCCCCUUGCCCCUUGAUCGACCAGCUGGCAGGGUUAGCAAUCCAAGUCACGUCCCGCACUAACGCCUCCUACCGAACUCUUUCUCUUCAACUUGAGCCAUGGCCACCCCGGAGCCGAUGCAGCGGCUGUUUCAGCACAUCGAUGCGAACAAAGCUAAAUACAUUCAGACCUUGAGCGAUGCGGUGGCCAUCAAGAGUGUUUCGGCCUGGGCUGACACUCGGGGUGAAAUUUUCAAGAUGAUGGAGUGGGCCAAGACCAAGCUGGAAGCUCUGGGCGCCACCGCUACCCUCAGGGAUGUCGGUGAACAGGUCAUGCCUGAUGGAACCAAACUGAAGCUGCCACCUGUCCUCCUUGGAGAACUUGGAAAUGAUCCUGCCAAGAAGAAACUGUGCGUCUACGGCCACUUGGACGUUCAGCCUGCCCUGAAGGAGGAUGGCUGGGACACCGACCCUUUUGUUCUUACUGAGAAGGAUGGCAAGCUGUACGGACGAGGCUCUACUGACGACAAGGCGCCCGUUCUCGGCUGGCUGCAUGCUAUCGAGGGCUACCAGGCGCUGGGCAUUGACCUCCCAGUCAAUCUGAAGUUUGUUUUUGAAGGCAUGGAGGAGAGUGGAAGCGAGGGUCUUGAUGACCUCUUGUACGCUGAGAAGAACAAGUUUUUGAAUGACAUCGACUUUGUGUGCAUCUCUGACAACUACUGGCUCGGCAAGAACAAACCUUGCAUCACGUAUGGUCUCCGAGGAAUCUGCUAUUUCCACUUGGAAAUUUGCUGUGCUGCAAAGGACUUGCACAGUGGAGUUUUUGGUGGAACUGUCAAUGAGGGAAUGGCUGAUCUUAUUUACUUGAUGAACACCUUGCUUGAUAAGGAUGGAAAUAUUCUGGUGCCUGGAAUUAUGGACGACGUGGCCCCUGUCACACCUGCUGAAUUAGAGAUCUACAAGGAAAUCGAUUUUGAUGUUAGCGAGUACAGGAGUGACGUCGGCACCAACAAGUUGCUCAGAAACGAGGACAAGAUCAAGCUGCUGAUGCACAGGUGGCGGUUCCCAUCUCUCUCCCUCCACGGCAUUCAGGGAGCUUUCAGUGAGCCCGGCUCCAAGACUGUCAUCCCUGCCAAGAUCAUUGGCAAAUUCUCUGUCAGGAUUGUACCCGACCAAACACCUGAGAAGCUGGAGAAACUGGUUGUUUCUUAUCUGAACGCAAAGUGGGCUGAGAGGGGCUCCUCCAACACCAUGAAGGUGGAGAUGGGCCAUGGCGGCCGCCCCUGGACCGCAGACCCAAAUCACCCUAACUACAUCGCCGGCAGGAAUGCGACCAAAUUGGUGUAUGGCGUUGAACCUGACCUGACCAGAGAGGGCGGCUCAAUUCCCGUCACCCUGACUCUCCAGGAGGCGACUGGAAAAAAUGUGAUCCUGCUGCCUAUGGGUGCAGCUGAUGAUGGAGCUCACUCGCAGAACGAGAAAAUUGACAUCCGCAAUUAUAUCGAAGGAACUAAGCUUCUUGGCGCCUACAUGUACGAGCUCUCUAAACUGAGUGGAUAAUCCAAGGUGGAAAUCACGUAAACCCUUAUGCUUUUCUAAAACGCAUUGAAAUCUUUGAAAUCGUAUUUUUAUACUACAGUACAAUCUUGAUUAUUUGCUAUCUAAAGUGCUAAUCUUUGCAAUAAAGUAUCUAAAUUAAAA